This is a messenger RNA of Labrus mixtus (cuckoo wrasse), 2933 nucleotides long. RefSeq lists its product as uncharacterized. The coding region runs from base 323 to 1837 and encodes 504 amino acids. Gene Ontology annotation, molecular function: DNA-binding transcription activator activity, RNA polymerase II-specific; RNA polymerase II transcription regulatory region sequence-specific DNA binding. NCBI's taxonomy places the organism in Eukaryota, Metazoa, Chordata, Actinopteri, Labriformes, Labridae. The record is from RefSeq and is a predicted model, not a curated record. The transcript is spliced from 4 exons. Gene Ontology annotation, biological process: regulation of transcription by RNA polymerase II. Gene Ontology annotation, cellular component: nucleus.
GGAGUGAUCUCGUCUGCUGUGAUCCGGCCCGGAGCAUUAGGAGUUGCAGAAGUAGCGGACUUUAAAACUUUCUGUCUGCAAGUCUGUUCGUCGCGAAAUAACACUUGAUGAAGAGUCCCUGACCGGCAAAAGGGGGAAAUAUGGCUUUUUAAAUCUGUGACAGUCUCCGUCUUCACCGUAAAGCUUCGUGUGCUUUGCUUCAGCAGCGCACUUUUACAAUACUACUCAGAAACUAUGGGGUCUUCAGGUGUCUUCACAACCUUUUCAUCCAGCCAGAGCACCGUUUUUGCUUUUGAACAAUUUAAUCGGAGCAGACGACACGAUGGCGGCAUCGAUCCUUCGCAGGAAAAUCCUUCCUCCAAUUUCCACAGGCGAGCUCGGCGCUCCCCUUCUCCGACAGGCUAGCCGCAGCCAAUCACGGCCAAGGACAGGGGCGGAGCCAGCGGAGAGGCAGCACUUAAUUGGUGAUGGUCAUUCAGAUUGGAUGACAGAAAAAGUUGAUUUGUCUUCAUUUGUGUCGACGACCGAGUCCUCUCCCAGCUCAUCUCUUCCACCCUCGCCGUUAGAACAAGAUGUCAAGGUGCCCUCGGAUCUGGAGGUCAUGACCUCUCUACUGCAGGAGGAGCUGGCUCAGCUGGAGGACUACUUCCGCUCCGAGUCCACAUCCGCAAACAAGUUGGAGAAAUCCUCAAAAUGUGACAAGGGCGCUCAAGGCAUGGGCUCCCAGUCUUAUUACCAGUUACCCUAUGGCUCAUACGGAACCAGCCAAUCAGAAACCAGCCCUGUGGUUGUUACCUUGGCAACAGGGGAGCUGGACCUGGCCAGCUUCUGCGGCGGUCCCAUCAGCAGAUCCAAAAUAGCGCGACCCGCCCCGUACAACUACCACCACCGCUACCACCACCACAACAACGGGCGAAGGAUCCUCAGCGAGUCGGUGAAAGUCAGCGAGGAAGUGGGACUGGACUCGUGGGGCGCCAGGGGAAGUUACUCAGGAAGCACAGAGCUGUCUGUGAACCACUACUCCACGCUCAAGACUGUGAGCAAGAGCAGCCUCGGCGGCGUCAAGAAGGUGAGAGAAUGUGCUUUAUCGUUGAAGGAAGAGGAGAGUUACUGUUUCUCAGAGGGAAUGUUUUGCAGCGAGGAGAUUGCGCGAGGUUUUUGUCUGGGCGGCUCGUACGACAGCCACCACAAGCGAGACGGACAGUUGAUGCACAACGUGAAGGUUAAUGUAAGUUACGACAGCACGGGGCUGGAGGUCUUGCACUGCAGCAAAGAUGGAGGACUUUCCGGGGUCGUUCCCCAAGAGACAAUGGCGGCCGGCGACGGCUACUUCCACCAGCCGAUGGCCGGCACGGAGCCUUACCAUAGCUUUAUUGGAGACCUCGAUCAGCCCACACAAGCACAGGCUGUAGAACCCCAACAUGGCCACUACCUCUAUCCAGAAUGCCUUGCAGACCAAAGCUACGAAUGUCUGUCCAGAGGGGAGGCAGAGGGCUCGCUGCUGGGCGCCCCCAUCCACCGCCCGACCCAGAGGCUAAAGGAUGAGCACUGCUCCGUCAAACCGCCUCUGGUGAUGGGCGCCUCUAUGGAGUCUGGCACUGGAGAAAGGAAGCAGAAGAAGAGAGACCAGAACAAAACUGCUGCUCACAGGUACAGGCUGCGUAAGAGGGCGGAGCUGGACUGUCUGGAGGAGGAGCUGCACGGCCUGGAGGGACAGAACCGGGAGCUCCGUGACAAGGCGGAGUCGGUGGAGCGAGAAAUCCAGUACGUCAAAGACUUACUGAUUGAGGUGUACAAGGCUCGCAGUCAGCGGCUCAAACAGGACGGCAGUGCCUAAAAAAAGAAAAGGAAAAAAAAACGCCCCACCUCCAAAAACUGAGAGCACCGAGAGAAACAUCAAGUCAAGAGCACCAACUGGUUUUUGUCUCACAAAAAUGAAAUGGUAGUUGCAUGAUUUUGGUAGUUCUUUUCUAAAAAAAAAAAAUAUAUAUAUUUGUUCCAAGAGGAUGGCCGAACAAAAAAAACACACCUUUUCCUCCCGAUUUCCAAACAAGGGUGACUAAACUCUAACCAGCCUUAGCGAUGGUGGCUUCCAGAGGAGAUGCUGAACUUGUCCGUGACCACUGUGAUCCGAACUGCACUCACAGCCUUGUGAUGACUGCGCUUUCCAUGAUUGAUCGUUUACAAAAAAUGCUCUUUGAAUUACUAAGUAGUGAUUGAAUUUUUUGCUUGUGGUUUUUGUGACACGCACACACACUCACACACACAUCGGCAGCAUCGAGGCAGAUCCAUAACUAAAUAUAUAUUUUAUUUUAUAUUUGUAUUUUUACUUAAUAUAUUCAUUUAUUAUCAUUUUUUUUGCUUUAAAUCGAAUGAAUAAAGGGAUUGCUGGAAGAAAAAAAAAAACGUGUGUAACAUGCUCUAAGAAAUACUCAUUAUCAGACACAUUUAGAAGAUUUGUAUUGCUAAAAAUGUCGAGUAUUUACACUUCUUUACCCCCACUGAGAUACCCAAUGCAUGUUUGAUUUUGGAAAAAAAAGCAUGUGCGAGUGUUAUUUGAAGGCAAUAUUCUGUUAAAUGCAUGGCUUCAAGAUAUCCACCAAGUUAUUCUUCAUACAGCCGGCGACAUUUCUCCCCCCUUGGUCGUCGGUGAGACUCAUGCUCAGGAUUUGGUUUUUCUGCUCUGACAAACACAGAAACAUUGCUUCUUUUCUUCUUCUCUCUCGGCUGUAUUUUUUGCGAGCAAACAAUCACCUGUUGACACGACAAUAAAUCGUUGUUGGGUAACGGUACGACUUCAUGGGAAUUUUCUUUUCAACUGAUCAAAUUUGAUGUAUCUGCAAUUCAGGGUCAUUUGAAUGAUGGAAUGUCAAUGUCAGGAAAUGAUUACAUCAGGAAAAUCACAGCCAAAUAAAACACUUAAUGUAGACUCA